Rotaria sp. Silwood2 is the source of this 1958-nucleotide messenger RNA. The record is from the annotation of a GenBank genome assembly. NCBI's taxonomy places the organism in Eukaryota, Metazoa, Rotifera, Eurotatoria, Philodinida, Philodinidae.
AUGAAUACAUUGUCGUCGUUCAUUCUUUACGAGCGAUUUUGGUUAGCAGGCAAUACAACUUGGCAGGAUUUUGCUCGAAUCGAAAGAGAGGAAAAUAUCAAGUUGACAAAUCCAAAUGAUCUUCUCUAUGUUUAUCCUUUGGCCGCUAUAAUUUCUGUGGUACGAAUGGUUUUCGAGAGAUAUAUAGCUAAACCGAUUGGUCGAUCACUUGGUAUUCAAGAUAGAGUUAAAAGAAAUACAACAAGAGAUAUGAAAACUACUGCAACAACAGUAUCAAGUCAUUCUACACCAAUAGAUGCAAAUCAAACAUAUAAACGAGAACAAGUAGACAGUAAUGAUAGUGGUUCAUCAGUGUCAACAGUUCGUUAUUCACGUAUUAGUCCAUUAGCUAAAUUUAGUGAAUCCUGUUGGCGUUUUACUUUUUAUCUAAUUGUAUUCAUUUACGGAGUUGUCAUACUUCUAAAUAAAUCAUGGAACUGGGAUACACGUCAUUGUUGGUUAGGUUAUCCUAAUCAACCUCUCACAGAAGACAUCUUUUGGUACUACAUGAUUGAACUGGCUUUCUACUGGUCCCUUUUAUUUUCACAAUUUGUCGACGUUAAACGAAAGGUAUAUAAGUACCAAAAUCGUUGUUUCUUUUUGUAAUAGAAAAUAUAUUUUCUUGAGCGUUUUUUUUUCUUGAUAGGACUUUUGGCAAAUGUUUCUUCAUCACGUAGCUACUAUAAUGCUUUUGUCUUUUUCGUAUAUUGCGAAUUAUGUACGUGUCGGUUCACUAGUACUUGUCAUACAUGACUGUGCUGACUAUUGGCUCGAGGUUUGUAUUUUGUCAAAUAAAUAUCUUUCUUUUUUCUCGUCUAAUCGAUUGCGUUUUUUAAUAGGGCGCCAAAAUGGGCGUCUACACACGAUCAAAACGGAUCAGUGACAAUAUGUUUAUGAUGUUUGCCAUCGUCUGGUUUGUUACUAGGAUCUGCUAUUAUCCGUAUAAGUAAGUCAACUAAAUUAUACAUUCACUCCAUUAAUCAUUUGCACUCUCUUUUAGAAUACUCUACACGACGUUAUUCGAAGGAGUAUCUAUUAUUCAACCAUGUCCUCCAGCUUAUUAUGUUUUCAAUGGACUACUGUCGGUUCUUUAUAUUCUUCACUAUUUCUGGUUCUAUUUCAUCUGUAAAGUAGCUAUCAAUGCAUUGAAGAGUGGCGAGGUACGAUGAUCAAUCUUCUUCUAAUGUUCAUCUAAAUUUGAGACUAUGAGAUAAUAUAUGGACAUGGAAGUUAGAAUAGGAGAGAAAACGAUAAUUUUCAUUCACUUGGAUGAGAAGGAAUUUAAAAACGAAACUUGAUAUUGCUAUUAUUUUUUCUUUUCGAUUUAUUGCAGGUGAAGGAUGAACGAAGCGACAGUGAAGAUAGCGAUGAUGAUGGCAAAAACAAAUGAUUCUCUAACGUUUCUUCCAACAAUCGAUGAUACUCAAGGUGGUUUCUAUUUUAUUGAAAUACAUAAUUGCUGGGAGACUGAUUCUUGUUUUUUUUCUACAAAUAUAUAGCCAAUGUUCCUAAUAAGAACAGCUAUCUUGACUGUGCGAAGAAUUUAUUUUUUCAUCCAGCAAUUUUAUAUGAAAAAAAAAACAUAUUUUUUUUAUAUUUUUGAGUGUAGAAUUGUUUUUUGAAUUGAAUGAUGCAAAAAACACUUUACUAUCUCAAAAAAUAAAAAAGCAAUUAGCGGUUAUUUACGAAGAAAUGAAUUUGUUCUUAUUAGGAGCGCUGGCCCUAAUAAAAACAGUAAGCUGAAAAAUGUUCCUAAUAAGAACACUCAGCGUAGAACGAGAUAAAUUUUAAAAAAAUUACUAAAUAAACUUUUUCACUAUCAAAAGUUGAAAAUUUUUGAAUACUUCUAUGACAAAAAUUGUUCCUUAUUAAUCAAGAAGCUUUAAUCCAGAGGUUCAAAUUAUUAUAAAUUAAAACAA